Messenger RNA from Nothobranchius furzeri (turquoise killifish), 8637 nucleotides. RefSeq names its product protein NLRC3. Lineage: Eukaryota; Metazoa; Chordata; Actinopteri; Cyprinodontiformes; Nothobranchiidae. The record is from RefSeq and is a predicted model, not a curated record. Gene Ontology annotation, biological process: intracellular signal transduction. Gene Ontology annotation, molecular function: protein binding.
UGUACGUAAAUUACAAGUCAGUUGUGUUUAUUUUGACAAAUCUGUGAUUUUGUUAUGUAGGCUGCUUUGAGUAACAGUGUUACAGCGAGAAAACGAGGAGAAACAGUUUGUCGUAGGGAAACAUAUUUCGACAUAACACGCCGCUACGCCCACAUUAUCUAAUAAGGCUACGCCCCUCACCAAAUCAACGCGCAUGCUCAGUACGAGCUCGAUACCGGCGCGCUCUCGUACCACCCGCUCCACCGCUCCACAGGCAAACUACGGCAACGGUGAAAGCUCAAACAUCAAAUAAAGCAGCAGUGGUACUCAUAUGUAUAUAAACACUGGUACUCAGAUAUAAAUACGUAUAUGACGCCUACUGUAGUUGUGUCUAUGGCCACAACGUCCUGCGGCACCGGGAACGAGCUUUUACAGAGCAUGCGCGUUGUUUGCGUGGAAGAGGAAACCCAAAUGGCACGGGGACUCAUACCGACAAAACACCUAACUUCUCAGCAUUCCCUCAAAGGAAAUAAUGUCUCAAAAGUAACAGCGAUGAAGGUGUAAGGUGUGUGUGAGCUGGUGUGACUUCAGCAGCAUGGAUCAGUGUGGGGACAGAGAGGAGGGAGUCCCUCCCAGAGAACAUGAGAGCCAGAGUGAAGCUCAGAGGAGAAGACCUGGACCAGAACCUGGAUCAGAACCCAGCUGUGUGUCCUUUAAGAGCGACCAGUCUAAGGAUCCUCCCAUUGCCUUUAAACUAAUUGUUCCCAGUGACCAACAAAGCACAGAAGGUCUUGGUGAUCAGUCUACCCAGAAGAAUCCAGCUGGACUGGAUUCCAUAUUUAAGGAUCUGAAGGACAACAUUAACACUUUUAUGAGUAAGGAACUGCAGAAGAUACAAAGGGUUCUGAGUCCAGACUACCAAGAAGAUUUAGAGAGUCAGAGGGAUGAUGGAGAGCUGCUGGAGGGUGUAGAUAAAGAACAGCAGAGACGCAACAGAGAAGCGUUUGUGACCAUCGCUGUGGACUUCUUGAAAAGAAUGAAACAAGAGGAGCUGGCUGACCGUCUGCUGAGCAAAUCUCCGGUAACUUGCAAGAAUAAACUCAAAACUAAAAUGAAGAAUAAGUUUCAGCAUUUGUUUGAGGGGAUCGCUAAAGCAGGAAAGCCGACCCCAUUGAAUCAGAUCUACACGGAGCUCUACAUCACAGAGGGAGGGACUGGAGCGGUCAGUGAUGAACAUGAGGUCAGACAGAUUGAAACAGCAUCCAGAAAAGCAGCCAGACCAGAAACAACAAUCAGACAAGAAGACAUCUUUAAACUCCCACCAGGAAGACAUGAACCAAUCAGAACAGUGAUGACGAUGGGAGUGGCUGGCAUCGGGAAAACAGUCCUAACACAGAAGUUCACUCUGGACUGGGCUGAAGACAAAGCCAACCAGAACAUCCACUUCCUGUUUCCGUUCACCUUCAGAGAGCUGAACCUGCUGAAGGAGAAGAAGUUCAGCUUGGUGGAACUUGUUCAUCACUUCUUUACUGAAACCAAAGAAAUCUGGAGCUUUGAAGAGUUCCAGGUUGUUUUUAUCUUUGAUGGUCUGGAUGAGUGUCGACUUCCUCUGGACUUCACCAAGAAUUUGGUUCUGAGUGAUGUUAGAGAGUCCACCUCAGUGGAUGUUCUGCUGACAAGCCUCAUCAAGGGGAACCUGCUUCCCUCUGCUCACCUCUGGAUCACCACAAGACCUGCAGCAGCCAAUCAGAUCCCUCCUGAGUGUGUUGGCAUGGUGACAGAGGUCAGAGGGUUCACUGACCCACAGAAGGAGGAGUACUUCAGGAAGAAGUUCAGAGAUGAAAAGCAGUCCAAGAAGGUGAUUUCCCACAUUAAGUCAUCACAAAGCCUCCACAUCAUGUGUCGGAUUCCAGUCUUCUGCUGGAUCACCGCUACAGUUCUGGAGGACAUGAUGGAGACCAGAGAGGGAGAAGAGCUGCCCAAUACCCUGACUGAGAUGUACAUCCACUUCCUGGUGGUUCAGACCAAAGUCAAGAAGAUCAAGUAUGAUGGAGGAGCCGCGACAGAUCCACACUGGAGUCCAGAGAGCAGGAAGAUGAUUGAAUCUCUGGGGAAACUGGCUUUUGAUCAGCUGGAGAAAGGAAAACUGAUCUUCUAUGAAUCAGACUUGGUAAAGUAUGACAUCGAUAUCAGUGCAGCGUCGGUUCGCUCAGGAGUGUUCACACAGAUCUUUAAAGAAGAGAGAGGACUGUACCAGGACAAGGUCUUCUUCUUUGUUCAUCUGAGUGUUCAGGAGUUUCUGGCAGCUCUUCACGCCCAUCUGACCUUCAGUGACUCCCAAGUCAAUCUGCUUGAAGAACAACAAACAACUUUCCACGAGUCUAAAACAAGAACAAGCAAAGAUGCCGAGAUACACUUUUACCAGAGGGCAAUAGAAAAGGCCUUACAGAGUUCUAAUGGACACCUGGACUUGUUCCUCCGCUUCUUCUUGGGUCUUUCCCUGGGGACCAAUCAGACUCUUCUACAGGGCCUCCUGACGCAGAAAGAAAGUUGGCAACAGACCAAUCAGGAGACCGUCCAGUACCUCAAGGAUAAGAUUGGUGGGAACUUGACUGCUGACAAACUCAUCAACCUGUUCCAUUGUCUGGGUGAAGUCAAUGACUGUUCUCUGGUGGAGGAGAUCCAGCAGUCACUCAGUUCAGGAAGUCUCUCCACAGAUCAAAUGUCUCCUGCUCAGUGGUCAGCUCUAGUCUUCAUCCUGUUGUCAUCUGUUAAAGAUUUGGAUGUGUUUGACCUGAAGAAAUAUUCUAAUUCAGAGAAAGCUCUUUUGAAGUUGCUACCGGUUGUUCAAACAUCCAACAAAGUUCUGUUAAGUGUUUGUAACCUCUCAGAACAAAGCUGUGAGCUCCUGUCCUCGGUUCUAAAGUCCAGUUCUGCUAGUCUCAGAGACCUGGACCUGAGUAACAAUGACCUUCAGGAUGAAGGAGUGAAGCUUCUGUCUGAUGGACUGAAGAGCACCAAAUGUGUCCUUAAAACUCUACGCCUGUCAGGGUGUCUGAUCACAGAGGAAGGCUGCGCUUUUCUGGUGUCGGCUCUGAAGUUGAACCCCACCCUUCUGGAAGAGCUGGACCUGAGCUACAAUCACCCAGGAGAGGAGAGUGUGGAAGCACUGACUGCUGGACAGAGGAAUCCUGACUGGAGCCUGAAUAAACUCUGGCUGGAGCCUGCUGGAGACAGGUGGUUGACACAUGGUCUGAAGAAGUAUUCCUGUCAGCUCACAAUCAAUGAAGAAACAAUCAACGGAAAGCUCAAGCUUUCAGACAACAACAGGAAGGUGACGUGUGUGGACGAAGAUCAAAAGUAUCCUGAUCACCCCAACAGGUUUGACUUUUGGCCUCAGGUGAUGUGCACGGACAGUCUUCCCGAUCGCUGUUACUGGGAGGUCAUAUGGAACGGAAAGGUUGAGAUAUCGGUGACUUACGAAGGAGUCCAGCGCAAAGUGAAAAGUAACGACUGCGAGUUUGGAUUUAACAGUAAGUCCUGGACUCUGAGUUGUUCUGAUGAAGGUCGAUACUCGGUCUGCCACGACAGCAAAAGAGAGUACAUCUCCUCCUCCUCCUCGUCUAGUCCCGCUCACAAACUGGGCGUGUAUGUGGAUCGUUCUUCUGGCACACUGUCUUUCUACAGAACCUCGUCUUCUACACCGGUCCACCUGCACACCUUGACGGCCAAGUUUACUGAACCUCUGUACCCUGGAUUUGGGUUCUGGCCUGGUUCUUCGGUCUUUCUUUGUUCAGCUGAGCCAUAAGCUAAGUUUUCGCUAGAAAAGUUCCGGGACAUUUCUGGGUUUGGUUCCUGAAACCGGUCCUUUCAGGCCGGUGCAGUAAAACCAAGACAGAUAUGCCAUGAAGGUCAGGUAAAUUUACGCAGAGGUUCUGAUAGUGGAAACGGGCCAGUAGACACAAACUAAAUGUCCUCUCAGUUCUUCUGAUUUAAAUAACAAUUGCAACUGAACCCUCUUAAGCUGGGCGGACACUAGAGGUGGGAAAAAUGAUCGAUUCUAAGAUGCAUCGCGAUUCAGCCGUGCAUGAUUCCAUAUCAAUGCAGCAACGUGACAUAAUGAGAUUUUCUCCCUAUGUCUAUGCAGGACAAUAAAGUUUUGAGGUUUUACAACUAAUUCUGAGGGCAGAGUUGCAAUGACAUGCGCACUGCGUUGCCCUAGCGCCAAUUUAAAACAGAAAAGGCGGACAGGGAUACAGGGCCAACAUUACCAGUAAUCAAAGAUGUACCCGUUACAUUUAAAUCGGAUGUUUGGGCUAAUUUCGGUUUUGGGAUCCUGGAUGUGAAAGAAUCACUUAACACAGUAUUUGUUUACUAUUUUUAAGUUCAGUAAUAUUCUAUCUUAAAGCUGCUCUACCGAAAACAUUAUUUCUUAUAUUAUUUAAGUAAUUAUAGGCAGCACACUUUAAAAAUUAUUGCUCACUAUAGUGAAUAGAUGGAUGUUCUGUUUUUCAGGGAUAUCGAAAUCAAAAAGAAAUUGAAAACUAUUCUACUGCUUUUAUUAAGUAAAGAAAAUUUUGUGUGAAGAAUCGUGAUGCUUUUCAGUCUCAAAUCGAAUCGUUAGGCAGAUAAUCGGAAUCGGAUCGAGUCGUGAGGCAGGUAGAGAUGCACACCACUAGCGGACACUGUGCGACUUUUUCACUCGCAGCGUUCAGCUUCAGCUCAAACUGUACGAUUUCCUCGCAGGGUAGAUCUCACGAGUCGUGUGCUCUCACUGCACGACCCAGUUCUCGGAUGCGACCUGACUGCUCACACUGUACGUCUGGUAGCAACACGUCGGACCUAAAAAUAUGCUAAAAAAAGCAGUUUUUACUCAACACGUUAGACUUUUUUGUCUUGCCUGUUGUCCUUCGGGAGUGCUGCAGGAGGACACACAGGGAUUUAUGGGGGUUGGAUGAGGAAAACGAAAUAAAGAAAGUAAAUCUGUGUUUUGUGAUCAGUUUAAUUUGACAUGAACACGACAAACACGCUUUCUUGACAAUCUUUGUGAGUAAAACAACGUGUAGAAAUAAAAACGAACAACGUGUGUUAUUAGGGAAAUAGCGGGAGAGCGGUGUUGAUGCAUGAUUGCGCAUGCGCCGUGAGCGGUUCUGGUACUUUUUGGGUCGCAGCCGCUCGCAGCGCCGCUUCAACAGUGCGAUACCCUCACGAGGGACGAGCAAAAUAUCAAACACUCCAGAAGCCAUGCGAGCUCACUUUUGCUGAUCGGUAGCUGGUCACGUGGCGUUAAUCGCCUCUCGUAACCCCCGGUACACUACACGACGCUCAGCGCAAAACUCGCCCCGAUCUCGUGGAUUCUCGCACGAGUGGAAAAUCGGCUCAGAACGUGAAAAAGUCGCACAGUGUACGCCCGGCUUUAGAGGAUUGCGCGCCAAACCGGUUUAAAAAGAUCUGUCUCUGUCUUUAACUGGCUGACGUUCCUUUGAAGAAGCUGUUGAAACAUUGACAUUCAAACAAAACCAAGGUAGGAUUUCAACACCAUCUUCUCAUAACUUCUUGAAGAUGUCCAACUACACAUUUCUUUAGUUUGUAUCUAUCUUCUUUACUGAUGGGGAUAGACCUGUUGGUACCACGUUGUUAAUGAGAGAAACGCUGAAAUUCACAAAAGUAAAAAUAUUUUAGGAUUUACAGAAAAUUUGCUUUUGAAUUGAAACCCCCCCCCCCCCCCCCCCCAAUCCACAAUAGUGGUUAGGAGUUCACCCUGUAAUUAGUGGGUUGCUGGUUAGAACCCAUGCUCUGUCACUGCCAGUCAUUGUGUCCUUGGGCAAGAUAGUUCAUCAAGAGCCACAAAUCUUCUGGGAGGACUUUCUUCGGACAGGUGGAACAAAAACUGGAGCUUUUUGGCCAAUCACAUCUUCUCUAUGAUCACAAGUCGCUAACAUGAAGAACGCUGAAGCUGCUGUGAAACAUGAAGGCUAGGUUCUGCUCUGGAGCUGCUUUACUGCAUCUUUACCAAGAAGUUCUGAUUCUGUCCAGGGACCAAUGAAACCUCAAGAUCAUCAAGGUGUUCUAGAGCUAAAUGUGCUGCUCGGUGAUAGAAUGUUUGGUUUCAGUCUCUGGAUAAAGACCCCCAAACACUCAGAAUCACCCAGGAAUGGUUCAAGACCAAACAUUAGACCAGUCAGAAGUGGUCCUCCAUGAGUCCUGAUGUUUGGAAGGAGCUGAAACACCUGGAGAUGGAACCUUUCAGACCUUGCUCAUGAGUAGAAGGUCUAACAGAACACCUGUGGACAGGUGAGAUGCCUCCCUGAGAGUUACAGAAAUCACUUGGUUACACCAAAAGUCCGAACAACUAAAUAUUAAAUUAAAUGAACCAUUUUUUUAAUCCUGGUAUGUUCCGUUAGUUUGUGAUGGAAAAGGUUCUGUUGAUCCACCAGUCAUAAGCAAUGUCAGAUUUUCAUCUGUACAUUUUUAGUCAAUUAUUAUUUUGUUUGAAGUUUUUUCAUUGACUCUUGUGGUUUCUUUGUCCAACAGCUGGGCACCAACCAUUUUAUCUACAUGUUUCAGUCUCACUUGAUUUUAAUUCAUAAGAUAAAAUGUAGGGAUGGACAUACAUCAGCAUCGAUAUCGACUAUGUUGGUCAUUUUUAAAGGGACAUUAUGGAAGUUAGACAGCCAAAACAUGUAUAGAAAUAAUAAAUGUCUUCUUCAUACAUUCUCCUGCAAUGCCCUGGUCCUGUAGAAUGAGCCCUGGCAUUUUUACUGUGAUUGCCUGUUUUUCUGUAAAAUCACAGAAAAAGAGAGAUGCUCGGGUCGAGCAGGCUGCUUCAUGCGCGUUCACGCUCAGGCAUAGCCCGUAGCAUUUGCUAUCUGUAGCUUUAGCAGCAGAGAGAGAGGCAGUGCCACUUUGUCGCUGUUCCUAACGCCUAGUGACAAAGCUAGCUACAUUUCUGAGGACCCUUAACUACUUUCUGUAGAACUUUCUUCUAGAUAUUUCCUGCAAAUUAGCAACAAAAUAGCCAUUUUCACUCCGAACCGUUCUUUGGUUUGACGUUGUUUCAGGUGUCAUCAAGGAUAUAAAAGUUACAGAUACUGUGAAUGUUACUAGAGUGUAGCUCACCUUGUAAGAUGUCUGACUCUCAUGCAGAAGACCUGGGUUUGAUUCUGGGUGUGAACAUAGUUUUUUUAGUUUCUUUUUUACAUUAAUAGUAUAUUUUUUUACAGUAAGAUGCCCAAAUUUUUAUUUGAGACUCGCCGAACGGCAUUGAAUUCACAGAUAAAAAAGAUGUGGGUUCAACUUUCAUUUUGGAACAAUUUUUCAAGCAAGGGAAGGGAAUGAUCUGAGCAUGCAGGAGGACUGACCCAUCAUAAACCUUUGUCGGCUGUGCUGAAGAGAAAGGUACAGAACCAAAUUAUUUAAUUAAUUAGCUGCAUGUUCUCCUGUCCUCUGUCCUCCGGGCCACACACACACACACAUACACACACACACACACACACACACACACACACACAGACUGUCUCAGCUGCUAUUUCCGUUAGGGAGUGUGCACGUACAGCAUGCGCGCCUCGUGCACAAGCCUAGUAUUGAAGCUGCCGUUAAGCUUUUGGCCUGAGGGGGCAAUCACGAGCAUAAAAAUUCAAAAGUCCGUAAAGUCCCUUUAACAUAUCGGUAUCGGUCCGAUAAAUAAAUAAUAAUUAAUACAUAAAAAUCGUAAUAGCUCAGUGGCCUAGUGGUAGAGUGUCCACCCUGAGACUGGGAGUUCAGGGUUCGAUUCCUGGUCGGAUCACACCAAAGUCUUUGAAAAAAUGGGACCCAGUGCUCCCUGCUUGACACUCAGCAUUAGAGGGUCGGAUUGGGGGGUUAAACCACCAAAUGGUUCCCGAGCGCGUCUGUGUUUGACGCUCAGCUCCCCCCAGGGGAUGGAUCAAAUGCAGAAGCCAAAUUUUGCACACAUCAGUGUGUGUGUGUGACACCUGAUGGGACUUUAAUCUUUAAAACCGGGCCAAUAUUAACAACCAAUAUUUUUCCACCUUGUCUCCAUUUAUUUGCAUGUUUCAGAGGGUGAGGGGGUUGAUGUGUAUUUGUUUAGUAAUGUGACACACAAAAUGUGUGUGGUGUGUGUGCAUAACAAAUUCAGCUUUAAUCAUUUUUAUGCUACACAGAAUCAGCUGAUUUUAGAAGCAUCAAUGUGAGUAUAUUGGUAUUGACAAAUAUUGGUAUCAGCCCAAAAUUUUCAGAUCGGUCCAUCACUAAUAAAAUGUGUCAUAUAUUCCUAACAUUAGUGCACAGCAAAAGUCUUAGUACAAUAUAUUUGCACAACUAAUAUUUUUACAAUGUACUGUAAAUGAAGUAAGUCACUAAGUUUCUUAAGUGUCAUAUUUUGUGAUCACACUGACAGACAGCGGUGAGUUUUGUGUAGCACCGACAUAUGAAGGUUAUAUUUCACAUAAUUAUAAGAAAAUGAGCUUAUUAGAAAAUGACAUUAUUUAUUCCUAUUUGUAAGUAAGUAGAACAUUAAGAGUUUGAUGCAUGGUAAAGCAUUAGGAAAUUUGGAAAGAUCAAGACUUUGUUUUUCUCGGAUGGCAAAUGUGAACUACAAAACAAUGAACUGUAACUUGCUGAGAUUAACGGUUCAAUAAAGUUUAGCUUAUGAAAGUC